Molecule: messenger RNA, 880 nt
Organism: Gopherus flavomarginatus (Mexican gopher tortoise)
Lineage: Eukaryota; Metazoa; Chordata; Testudines; Testudinidae
Product: cytosolic purine 5'-nucleotidase-like
Exons: 2
Coding region: 13-282 (89 amino acids)
Molecular function (GO): 5'-nucleotidase activity
Source: RefSeq, a predicted model, not a curated record
GCCGUGACUCUGAUGCAUCACAUCGGAUGGCCCUUGGAUAGCGGCAGCAGCGAGCACCCGGACAUCAGCUCCAUCAAGCGUCAGAUCCAGAAUGUCACCCACGAGAUGGAUAUGUGCUACAGGAAGAUGGGCAGCCUCUUCCACUGUGGUUCCCACCAGACGCUCUUUGCCAAUCAGCUGAUGCGCUAUGCAGACCUCUAUGCUGCCUCCUUCAUCAGCUUCCUCCUUCCCCCAUCAGAUAGAUCUGUGCAUUUUGAAGCAGAAGAUGGAAGUGGAAAGUAAUCAGAACUGUGAUGGAAGUGGAAUGUGUCCCUGUUAAAACAGUCUCUGAGCUGCUGAUAGCUUUGGAUCCAGAGGCAAGCAAAGAAAGCCUGUGUGUGUGUGCAAAUUACCUAGCUGAUGGGGGAAGGAGGAAACUGCCCUUUGCAGCACAAAGAACCUGAGAAUAAUAAAUACAUCUGGUCAGAAAACAAGCUACUAGAAGACUCAGAUUAUGGCCCUCCAGAAAAGGGAGGUGAAAAAACAAGUCAAGCCUGAAAAUAAGGAGAACAGGUUAACCCUAAGUUGUGUGUGUGUGUGUGCAGGAACUAUAUAGCGUGCAGAAAUGGGAGGGGAAAGGAUGUGACAAACUUGCUGAGGCUUGUGUAAUCUAGAGUGUGAUGGGUUGUCACCCCGGGGUGCAGUCUGGGGGCUUCUGGGAACCGCUGUGCCCUCUAACCCUCAAGCUGGGCUGGCCGUUCUCACACUGCUUUGCUGGAGAUUCAGCCAGCCUCUUCAGGCCCUGUUAUCACCCAACACAACAGCAGGUGGCGCCAUGCAUCCAACUAAGCUACCUGAGUGCUUUACCUAAACCACUCAAGGAGAGAGAGAAACCAAAAGC